AUGUCAACACCCAAUGUUAAGUCAGUGAUGUCAAUAUGGACUCAAGAAAUGGAACAGAGAAUGGAGUUCACGAAAGAGCUAGAGCAGAACUGCUUGAUCAGCUCUGUUACAACGUAUACAGAGUUGUUGGACUUGCAGAAGCAGCUCUUCAAGAGCCAGAUCCAACAGCUUAAAUACUUGGUUAAAACCCAUCGUGAAUUAACUGGUGUCAAUCCACUGUCUCCAGAGAUGGUGGCUGGACGGCUAUCAAUUAAGACUGAUAUUGUCAAAGUCCUACCUGAUCUGGAAGAGUUAGAUAAACAUUUUAUAGAUGAAAAGAUUGCGUUAAUGAAGAAAGAAAAAUCAUUCUCUGGACAAGUCAAAUUGAUGGAGUCGAUCUUGCAAAUAGAAAAUCCUUCUGUCCUAUCUUGGUUGUUAAUAAAAGGUGGUAUGAUGAUAUUAGCAACAUGGUUAAGUCAAGCAGCUAUGGAAGAACAAACAAGUGUCCUUAAUAUUAUUCUUAAGGUUCUUCAUAUCUUGCCACUACAGAUGGCUUUCCUUGCACAAAAAACAAUAAUAUAUAAAAUUGUCACUAAACUGCAAUUUUAUUGGACACCAGGAUUAGAUAUCUCAAAAAGUGCAAGAACCUUGUUAACAAAAUGGAGCAAUAUGUCUGCAAAGAGCCAGGAUUCGAAGGAUGGUAAAAGCCAAAGUGUUUUGCUGUAUGAAACUCGAGAUCCCAGAGAAGUUCAAAUGGUGGAGAAUCCAGACCAAAGUACGACCCUAAAGAUCCCCAAGCUGGAUCCUCAUCAAGAAUACAUAGUUCUGUCAGAUUCAGAUGAUGAAGCUCCACAACAGGAAGGAAGAAACCAGGUCCCAGACUUCAUACCAGAACAUUUGAUUAAGUACUGGCAUUUUGUUGCUGAUCCUCGCAACUGGAGAGAUCAGAAAAAUAGAUCCAGCAAAAGCACAAGACUUAUUCAGGGCCAGGAAGCAUCUGGUGAAGGUAGCAGUAGCAAAAACGACAUGGCUGGAGAGGAUUGGAUAAUGGAUCUAGAUCUGGGAUUGGUGGAUGGGGUUUUGGAGUUUUGGGCUAGGGCUAGGGCUUGUUUGAGUUUAAUAAUGAGAUUGAAGUAUUACAAGCAAACACAGCUGGAAACCAUAGCUACUGAAAAGGCUGCAGCUGAGUUUAAGUUGGAGAAGGAAGUAAAGCGGCUUCAGGAAGCACAAUUAGAACCUGAAAGAGGCAGAGCUUCUCGUCGAGCAUCAUCAUCUUGUGAAGAAGAUGCUGACAUGGAAGCACUUGAAUAUGGAUCUGUAAUAGGGAUCGAGUUUCCUGGGAGACUUAAUAGCAUCAGACCUAGGGACUCAUCAAGCCCAGCUAUAGAAGUGUCAAGUGAGACAAUGAUAUCCAGUUGUUCUAGAUUCUUCACAAAAGCCAUAUUCGUCAACACCAAACCCAAUUUACUCACAUACCCAGCCUUCUUCCUUUCUCGAAAUCUCUCGAUUCAUCUUCAUCAGGUUAGUGCAGUGGCUUCUGAAUCUGUCUCAUCUUCAGCUUUCAAGAAAAUCCAGAUUCAGAGAGACGACGCGGUUAGUGCAGUGGCUUCUGAAUCUGUCUCAUCUUCAGCUUUCAAGAAAAUCCAGAUUCAGAGAGACGACGCGGCAUUUGAUGCCUAUGUGAUUGGGAAAGAAGAUGCUCCUGGGAUUGUUGUGCUUCAUGAAUGA
This is a messenger RNA of Fraxinus pennsylvanica, 1707 nucleotides long. NCBI's taxonomy places the organism in Eukaryota, Viridiplantae, Streptophyta, Magnoliopsida, Lamiales, Oleaceae. The record is from the annotation of a GenBank genome assembly.